This is a messenger RNA of Coccidioides immitis RS, 943 nucleotides long. RefSeq lists its product as uncharacterized. The transcript is spliced from 4 exons. Lineage: Eukaryota; Fungi; Ascomycota; Eurotiomycetes; Onygenales; Onygenaceae. Bases 103 to 675 code for a protein of 190 amino acids. The record is from RefSeq and is a predicted model, not a curated record.
CGAUAUCCUCCGCAUACACACAUAUGUGACCAUCGGCCUAAAGAGCCUGGCAUCACCCAUGGAAAAAUAAUAGAAAAUUACUCACAAAAUAUCGAUUAAAUCAUGAACUUCGCACCGUACCAAGAUGAAUCUCCAGACGUCGAGCGCGCGCUCUCUCCCUCCAUCAUAGACGCCAACCGCACCAAGUCCGCCCGAUCUUCACCCCCCGUACAAAAUGUUCCGUCAAACCUUCCCUCUCCGAGCGCCUUUGCCGGCCAAGGAAGAAGCAGUUUGGAGCACAAUGUGAGCACGGGUUUCGGAAGUGAGCGGUACGUUGAAGGCGGCAGGUCGGAUGUGAGCGCGUUUGAAACAAGCCUCCCACUCCCGCUGGGCGUCGAGGCAAUGCUGGCAUAUCUAUUACUUCCUCCUGCGGGCGGAGUGUUUUUGCUGCUAGUGGAGCAUAAGAGCGAUUAUGUACGGUUUCAUGCCUGGCAGUCGGGCAUGCUGUUUACCACGAUAUUCAUAAUCCACAUGUUAUUCGCCUGGACGAGCAUAAUCUCAUGGCUCCUCUUCAUCGCUGACAUAUGCUUAAUCGCGUUCCUCGCCGCCCACGCGUACCGUGACGUUGACACUCUCGACCACUACGAAGUCCCUUUCUUCGGCCGCCUAGCCAAUUCUUUCGUUGACGCUGAAUGAAAUGAGUCUUUCCCCUCUUCGUAUUUGCAGCUGCCCAGGAGGCUUUCCCCGUAUAAUAUAUGCCUUUUCCUUGAGCCUUUUUUUUUUUUUUUUGGCCUUCCUUACUUGCACAUAUAUACCUUAUGCCAGCAGUUUCUUUUCCCCCUUACCAGGGAAUUUUCGAAAGGUCAGGAGUGAAAUGUACAUUGAAAAUGUCAUGAUAGGCACCCCUAGAGCAAGCUGUAUGAUUAUUCUAGCCCUAAUAAAUUUCUGGCUCUUUUUGCCCUCU